AUGCCGACCAGUGUCUUCGGAAACAGUUUCUAUGAUGACUCCAACGAGGAUAUCGCCCAAUUGUCGCCGGGCUUUCGGCCUGGGAGCAAGGAUGACGAUCCGGGGUACGAAGGUGAAGUGCGCCGGCCGUCGGUAGCCAGUCAGAAUACCGCCGGAAGCUCCGGGUCCAAGACGUCGAGCCACAGCCGCAGUUUCCACAAGAAGCUUCACGGUUUCUUCGGCGACGAGUACGCGGAAGCCGUGUCUCGACAGAACUCCCAGACCAGUCUUCCCCCGGGAGCAUUGUACUCGUUCGCUGAUUCCUCGCAAUCGCGUGCGCGCCACCGGAACAAUUCGUUCAACCAUAUGGGGGUCGGCAGCCGACCCGCUUCGCCAAGAAGUCAUUCUCGCCCACGAACGCCCCUGCCCUCGAGCGAGGUGACGCCAUGGGAGUUCCAGGAUAUGAAGGAACCGCCUGCUUCAACGGAUCGUCGAACUAUUAGCUCCAAUGAUUCGAACCGCACCGCGAGACCCUCCAUUUCGACCGGCCACAAAUUGCAUCUCCCGGGACAUCGUCACAGCAGAAGCAAAGAAGACCACAAGGUCUCCGACCCCGAUCAAGCCCUCCAACCACGCCCACGAACCUCCCGGGAAGGCUCCGUGCAGAAUUUGCGCCGUGCCGACUACCCACUCCCAAACCUCCCCAACACCAACUCAUCGUUCAAUUCAAAAACGUCGCUCGCACCCCGCGCAGCGAGUCCGACACCGAGCGCACACAGCGGACCCGAAUUCGCACAGCCCGGUCCGAAAAGGAAGGGCACGGUCUCUGAAUUCCCGACCAACGGACGAGCCAUGAGUACCUCCAAGGAAGCGCAGAAGCGCGACCACCACCGGUUACCGUUUGUGGGGUCGAAGAAGGGUCAGGAGAUCAAAGAGGCACAGAAGCCCCGGGAUCCGAACGUCGCGCGCUCGGACGCUCAGAAUGCAUCGCUGUGGUUUCUCGACACUGAUUUGAGCAACUUAACUGACAUCAUCAACCCCCACCCGGCACCCAUGACCCCUCCUGGGAACGACUCCAAUUCCGCGCCGUGGGCUGGGGAGGAGCCGCCUCCUGAGUCGAAAGAAGAAGAACCAAAUCAUGGAGGUUGGGAAGCGCCGGAGUCUUGGGCAGUGAAGAACCAGGCCGACGAGAAUCUCGGACGCUUGAGGGAGUUGGACGAUAGUGGGUUCCCGACCAGCGACGAUCAGGGGACUUCAUAUGGUGCUCGUAUAUUCCGGCACGACUCGACCUUCAUGACCGUGUCGUUACCCCUUAAUGCCACAGUCAACGACAUCAUCCAGAUGGUAGGGAAGCGAACCGUUCUGCAAGACGAAUUGAACAAUUACCAUAUCGUGAUGAAAAAACACGAUACAUCCCGACAGCUCGAUCCCCAGGAGCGGCCGCUCGCCAUUCAGAAGAGGCUGUUGGAGCAAGCCGGAUAUACCGACAUCGAUCGCAUCGACGAAGUCGGUCGUGAGGACAACAGCUACUUGUGUCGUUUCAUAUUCCUUCCAGCGAAAAUGACCGGCUACUCCACCUUAGACAAGGACGACCCCGGCUUCAACAAGAUGCAGAAAUUUAACCAUAUUGAUCUUUCCGGGAAGAAUCUCAUCACCAUCCCCAUCACGUUGUACCAAAAAGCUAACGAGAUCGUCUCUCUCAACCUUUCCCGCAACCUCUCCCUCGAUGUCCCGAAAGAUUUCAUCCAAGCGUGCGUGAACCUGCGCGAUAUCAAGUACAGGGGUAACGAGGCAUGGAAACUGCCACCGAGUUUGAGCCUAGCCAACCGCUUGACCAUGCUCGAUCUAUCCAACAACCGACUGGAGCAACUGGAACAUGCAGAGCUGUACCAACUGGAAUCACUGCUUGGUCUGAAAUUGGCGAACAACCGGCUAACGCAUCUGCCAACGUACUUUGGACAAUUCCGGUUCCUUCGAAGUCUCAACCUUUCAUGUAAUUCACUGACGGAGUUUCCCGACUUUUUGUGCGACCUCAAGAACAUGGGAGAUCUGGAUAUCAGCUUCAAUUCAAUUAGCGCAGUGCCGAAAAUCGGACGCCUCACCAAGCUGGAGCGACUCUGGGCCACGAACAAUCGUCUUACGAAGUCGUUUCCUGCAUCGAUCACGAAUCUGACCAAACUCAAAGAGGUCGACGUCCGGUUCAAUGCCAUGGAAAGUAUUGACGUCCUGUCCCAGCUUCCACAGCUCGAGUAUCUCCUCACCGGCCACAAUCGCAUUUCCGCCUUCGAAGGAACGUUCGCAAGGAUCCGGGUGUUGGAAAUGGACCACAAUCCAGUCACUCGGUUCGGCUUCUCUGCCAGCAUCCCCUCCCUAAGCAUUCUCAACCUCGCUUCUGCCAAACUGGCUCAGCUCCCGGAUGAUCUGUUCCAGAAGGCUCCUUCAUUAACCCGCCUUAACCUCGACAAGAACCAUUUCGUGUCACUAUCACCUCACAUCGGCCGGCUCGCGCAUCUGGAACAUUUCACGAUUGCCCGCAACCUCCUGAGCAGCUUGCCAAAGGAGAUUGGCCGCCUGGGGGAGCUCAAACAUUUGGAUAUCCGUGCCAACAAUCUCACGUCUCUACCCCCCGAACUAUGGUACGCCCGGAAACUGGAAACCCUGAACGUCUCCGCCAACGUGCUUGACACCUUCCCGAAACCGGGUGCACCUCUCCCGAAUCUUCCACACGACCCAAGUGACAUGCCGACUCCUGGGUCCGGCUCGACACAAAAUUUCGACGAGCUUGGUAGACUCGAAGAUUUUCAAUCCCGGAGACCGAGCCAGGCCUCUGGGUAUCUGAGUGUUGGUAGCUCAUCGGGAGGCAGUGUCCAUCGAAAGGGAUCAAUGAGCUCCAGCUUCACCCAGAACGGCCGCAAAGGAUCGGCCAUGUCCCGCGCCACGACCGAAGGGACCAUCACGCCCGUCUCUCGGAAAGAUUCAAGUCUCUCAGGCCGGCUAGUAAAUACAUUCGCAAGUUCCUUGAAGCAUUUGUUCCUUGCAGACAAUCGACUCCCCGACGAUAUUUUCGACGAACUCGCCCUACUGCCAGAUCUACGCAUUCUCAAUCUAUCUUAUAAUCUACUUUACGAUAUUCCACCCCGAACCUUGCGUCGAUGGCCGCAUCUCACCGAGCUGUACUUGUCAGGGAACGAUUUAACGACCUUGCCCGCUGAAGAUUUGGACGAGGUGGUCUCUCUCCGAGUCCUCCACAUUAACGGAAAUAAGUUCCAAGUCUUACCGGCGGAGCUCGCCAAGAUACAAAAACUUGCCAUCAUGGACGUUGGCAGCAAUCUGCUCAAGUACAACGUCAACAAUUGGCCUUACGAUUGGAAUUGGAACUGGAACCACAACUUGAGAUAUCUUAAUCUGUCCGGGAACAAGAGGCUGGAGAUCAAACCGACCGGCUCUUACAUGGGGGGGGCUGGACGUGGUGGAAAGGAUCUCACCGACUUUACAUCGUUGUCCAAGCUGCGUAUCCUUGGCUUAAUGGACGUUACCCUGAUGGUCCCCUCCGUGCCCGAUCAAACUGAAGACCGAAGAGUCCGCACCUCUGGUUCGACCGUUGGUAGCAUGGCAUAUGGUAUGGCCGACAGCCUGGGUAGGAAUGAGCAUCUCUCGAUUUUGGAUCUAAUCAUUCCCCGGUUCCGAAACCACGAUGACGAGACGCUGGUCGGUAUGUUUGAUGGCCAGCCCAUCUCCACCGGAGGUUCGAAGGUCGCCAAGUACCUGCACGAAAGCUUCAAGGACCGCUUCACGGAUGAGUUGGAGAAAUUGCGCGGGCCGGAAACCCCAGUCGAUGCGCUCCGGCGAACGUACUUGACUCUCAAUAAAGACCUCGCCAUUGCGGCGAACUCGAAGGAUUCCAAGACUCAGAUGGUCCAUCGAGGCUCCAUCGGCAUGCCGGAGCUAGGCGAGGACGAUUUGGCCUCCGGCAGCGUCGCGACGGUGCUUUUCCUCAAGGAUAUGGAGCUGUUCGUCUCCAACGUAGGAGAUGCCCAAGCCCUUCUGAUACAGUCGGAGGGAGGCCAUAAGAUGAUCACGCAACGCCAUGACCCUGCCACCGUCACUGAACGUCUUCGAAUCCGAGACGCGGGAGGAUUCGUGUCACGACAAGGGAAGCUGAACGAUGUCCUCGAGGUCUCCCGGGCGUUCGGUUACAUUUCCAUGACCCCCGCUGUCACUGCCGCUCCGCAGAUCAAUCACAUCACCCUUCGAGAGUCGGAUGAGAUCAUCCUUAUCGCUUCACGGGAGCUCUGGGAAUACUUGACCCCCGAAUUCGCCGUGGAUGUCGCUCGCUCCGAACGAAGCGAUUUGAUGCGCGCGGCGCAGAAGCUUCGGGAUCUGGCCAUCGCAUUUGGUGCCACGAACAAGAUCAUGGUGAUGAUGCUAGGUGUCAGCGACCUUCGGCGACGCGAACGAGCGCGGUUCCGCACCCACAGCAUGUCCAUGGGUCCAAUUAGUAUGCAGGACGAUUUCUUCACCGUGAGACAACGGAAGAGAGGGAAAGAGGGCGUGGCCGAUCAAAAUAUUGCUCGUCUCGAUCCCGAGGUUGAUGCACCGGUCGGCGAAGUGAGCUUGGUGUUUACGGACAUCAAGAACUCGACGUUGCUAUGGGAGACGUUCCCGAUUGCGAUGCGCUCAGCCAUUAAAAUGCACAAUGAGCUGAUGAGGAGGCAACUGCGGCUCAUCGGUGGCUACGAGGUCAAGACGGAAGGUGAUUCAUUCAUGGUCGCGUUUCCCACCGUCACUUCGGCUCUCCUGUGGUCCUUCACGGUACAGAGCCAGCUGUUAGAAGUCCCAUGGCCAGAGGAGAUCUUGAACAGCGUCAACGGACAAGAGGUGUUUGACGGCGACGGAAACAUCAUCUUCAAAGGUCUCUCCGUUCGCAUGGGUAUCCAUUGGGGCGCUCCAGUUUGUGAAGUCGACCCCGUAACGAGGCGUAUGGACUACUUUGGCCCUAUGGUCAAUCGGGCUUCACGUAUCUCAUCAGUUGCGGACGGCGGACAGAUUACCGUCUCGUCCGAUUUCAUCGCGGAAAUCCAACGGCUCUUGGAGACGCACUAUGAGUAUGACCGGUCCGGGUCAACCGGAUCCGAUGAUACCAUGGGCGAUGAUAUCCUGAGCCAUACCAUCCUACGUGAGCUUCGAUCAUUAAGCAGCCAAGGCUUCGAAGUCAAAGAUCUCGGUGAGCGACGACUCAAGGGUCUUGAAAAUCCCGAACGCGUCUAUUUGAUGUACCCACAUGCCCUAGCGAACCGUCUCCUCGUCCAACAACAACGAGCGGAAUCCGAGAAAUUGCACCGAACUAGCUCGGGACUAAUGGCCAACAAGCCACAAGAGACCAAACUUAUCAUCGACGCGGAAACGGUUUGGAGCCUUUGGAGCGUCAGUUUGCGCCUGGAGAUGCUGUGCAGCACGCUCGAGGACCCAGACACGACCCAACUGAAGGCACCGGAAACCGCCAUAUUGGAACGAAUGAGGACCCGUAGCGGGGAGCUCACGGAUCGAUUCCUGAUCAACUUCGUGGAGCAUCAAGUUUCACGGAUCGAGACAUGCGUCACCACUCUCGCCCUUCGAAACAUGGUCCGGCCAUUCCAAGGUGGACUCCUUGGGCAAGCGUGUCCGAUGGACGAGAUUCUUACCGACCUUACCUCGCAGCUUGGGGAUCUUCAGCGGAUGAAAGCAGAGGUUCAAACGCCCUCCACACCGUCUCCGUAA
Molecule: messenger RNA, 5736 nt
Organism: Eremomyces bilateralis CBS 781.70
Lineage: Eukaryota; Fungi; Ascomycota; Dothideomycetes; Eremomycetales; Eremomycetaceae
Product: adenylate cyclase protein
Exons: 3
Coding region: 1-5736 (1911 amino acids)
Biological process (GO): intracellular signal transduction; cAMP biosynthetic process
Molecular function (GO): magnesium ion binding; adenylate cyclase activity; protein binding
Source: RefSeq, a predicted model, not a curated record